AUGUCCUCAAGAAUUGUAGUUGGCAGUCUAGCUGCUGUAACUGCAGGUUACCUAGUUUAUAAAAAUAAUGUCCAAGACGACGUUAGUUUCCCAUACAAGAAAUUGGAACUUCCAAAACCUGCUACCUUGACAAAUAACAACAGUUUGGAAAACUCGAAACAUUCAGCUAUUGGCAAGGCCCAUCACGACUCCAAGACCAUAUUCAACUGGGGGUUCUCAGAAGCUGAGCGUAACAAGGCCAUUGCAAUUGGUGAGUAUGACAUGACUAACCAGAAAUUACAAGACUUGAUGUCUUUGAAAGGUACACCAAACGCUCCAUCAGAAUUGGAUGCUAUGAUUCAAAAUUCGAAGAUGCAAUUGAGUGAAAAGGAGGCUAACCUACAAAAGGCUAAUGAAAUUUACAACAGGUACACUGCAAAUGAUGAUUUCAACUCGUUGGCAUCAAAGCUAGAUCAGCAAGAUGAAAAUUAUAUUCAUGGCAAGACAUCUUUCUUCAAAUGGUUGACACAUAACGGUUUGGAUGACGCCGAAGAGAUGGUAUACCAGGAAGGUGCCAAGAAAGUGGAUGAAAUUGCAAGUAACAGUGUCUAUGGUUGGGGUGAGAAUGCCCAGGAGUUUGCUCGUGAAGAGAAGCUGGAAGCAUUGAGAAGCGCCAAGGAGGGUCCAAGUGAGGCUCAACAGAAGUUGGAUGAAUUGAAGAAGAUCAAGUCCAAAGGCUGGCUAACCUAUGGUAAGACCCCAGAUGUUGAAAGGAAAGUUGCACAAAACACUGCUGAAUCGUUGAAAGGAUGGGGUGAGAGUGCUGCUCAAUGUGCUAAUGAUGAAGUUGAAGACAUUAAAUUGCAAUUUGAGAAUGUUUUAUCAUUGGACGACGCUAAACGUAAUGCAGAUGAGAAAUGGGAGUUGUUGAAGAAAUGUAAGGAAGAGUAUGCACAUGAUUUUGAAAACAAGGACAAGAGUAAUUUUUUAUGGCGCAGACUUUUCUCUUCUUCUUCAAAGAGCAGCCCUGAUGAGAUACACAAGGCCAUUGAACAAGAUGUUGUUGCUCACAAUGCCAAAAAACAAUUAGAAGUUGCACAACAGAACUAUGAUGUUGCCAUUGAUAUUUUAUCUAAAUAUAUUGAAGAUAAUUCGUUAUCUAACAAUAAAGAAUUAAAGAAUCAUCAUGGUAAACUAGCUGGGAAACUAUGGGACCAUAUGAAUGAAUCUAAAUAG
Vanderwaltozyma polyspora DSM 70294 is the source of this 1215-nucleotide messenger RNA. RefSeq names its product Om45p (gene OM45). NCBI's taxonomy places the organism in Eukaryota, Fungi, Ascomycota, Saccharomycetes, Saccharomycetales, Saccharomycetaceae. The transcript has a single exon. The record is from RefSeq and is a predicted model, not a curated record. Bases 1 to 1215 code for a protein of 404 amino acids.